GUAUGAGGCGUAGAAACUGCCAGAAACGGCCAGAUAUACAGAUCUAUACAUGACAUUUGACAGCGUUACAUAAAGUCCGUAGCUGUCAAACUGUUCGUCGAGUAUCAGAGGGCGAAUAUAACGACUGUCAGUUGAGUUUAUUAUGAGUUUAUCUGUCGUGUUUUUAAUCCUGGUAAUCAUUACGUAGCUAUAAAAGAUUAGCUCUCGUGCUAAUGUUGUGAAAUAUGAAUCUGUACGAAUUAUAACCAUUUAAUAGUUUAUUCGGCGGGAUGGGGUUAAACCAAACUCAUUAAAACGAUAUAUUGUCCUUUAGUCUGGCAUGUAGACAGAAAGAACACGUAGACUUACAGUAAGACCCUGCACUCUGACCCCAGCUUAGUUGGGAUAUGUGAAAAAAAUUAUUUCACUGUAUAUAUGCAAAAAUGUAUUUAUAAUUUGUGACAAUAGAUCAAUUAAAAUUAAAUUAAUUGCAGUUACUUUAUUUAUAUGAACACAGAUCAUAUAAACUGCCAGAAGCCUGUUCAUGUCCUUCAAUCUUAUUCAUGAUGCUUAUUUAUAGUUAGAAGGACCUUCAAAUCGACUGUGAAAGACUCAUUGUUAUCUGUAAAAGGAAAGCUGUUUUCAUUUGCACUCACAUUUUGAGAGACUGUUAUAUUUGAAGCAGGCUUGGUUGAGCAGAACCCAUCAGCAUCUGGCAGUGGAAAUCUGCUUUAAUUUGGACUCAUUAGCCUAUCCAAGUUGAGAAGCUGCGAGGAUGCCUCUGCUGUUUUUGGAGCGGUUCCCCUGGCCCAGUUUACAGACAUACACAGUCCUGAGCACAGUUCUGCUGGCCGGGACCAUCUUAAGUGCCUACAACACAGUGAGAGACUCAGAGUUCACAUCUGCACUGACUGAAGACGCUGAUAGCGGAGUGGAGGAGGAGGUCAAGCUGGAGAACUUUGGCAUUGUGGCCACCAAUGUGCUGCUGCAUCUAAUCACAGACAGCCUGUUUGUCUGGGUCAUGGUGAACACCGCGUGCUGCAUCCUCAUGUUAAUAGCUAAAGUGAUCCAGUGCAUUGUGUUCGGACCGCUGAGAGUCAGUGAGAAACAGCAUCUGAAAGACAAGUUCUGGAAUUUCAUCUUCUACAAGUUCAUCUUCAUCUUUGGUGUGCUGAAUGUGCAGCGGGUGGAUGAGGUGGUGAUGUGGUGUCUGUGGUUCUCCAUGCUCAUCUUCCUCCAUCUGAUGGUGCAGCUCUGCAAAGACCGCUUUGAAUAUCUGUCUUUUUCUCCCACUACACCAAUGGUCAGCCAUGUGCGUGUGCUGGCUCUGCUGGUGUCUAUUCUGACAUGCUGUGGUGGUUUAGCCGUGCUCUGCGGUCUGGUCGGACAUCUUCAUGGCAUGCACACUCUCACUUUCAUGACAGCAGAGUGUUUGCUGGUGACGGUACGCACAGGACAUGUCGUCAUACGGUACUCCAUCCACCUGUGGGACCUGAAACAUGAAGGCACCUGGGAGAACAAGAGCUCACACAUCUACUACACUGACUUCAUCAUGGAGUUGGCCAUCCUCUGCCUUGACCUGAUGCAUCACAUCCACAUGCUGCUCUUCGGGAACAUCUGGCUGUCCAUGGCCAGUCUGGUGAUCUUCAUGCAACUGCGAUAUCUCUUCCACGAGGUACAGAGGAGAAUUCGCCGUCAUAAAAACUACUUGCGUGUUAUUGACAAUAUGGAGUCCAGGUUUGCUGUUGCGACACCUGAUGAACUGAUGGCCAAUAAUGAUGACUGUGCCAUCUGCUGGGAUUCAAUGACUACAGCACGCAAGCUGCCCUGUGGACAUCUUUUCCAUAAUUCCUGUCUGCGCUCAUGGUUGGAGCAGGACACUUCCUGUCCCACAUGCCGCAUGUCUCUGAACAUCAAUGAAGGCAGAAGAGAGAGAGAGGAGGGACAGAGAGAGCCACUGGAUAAUAAUUUGGCCACAGGGCCAGGAGCAGAGGCCCGACCACACCUCAACCAACACAACCACUUCUUCCACUUUGAUGGGUCCCGGAUUGCCAGUUGGUUGCCCAGUUUCUCAGUGGAGGUCAUGCACACCACAAACAUCCUGGCCAUCGCCCAGGCCAACAACUCACAGCUCAACACCAUGGCCCAUCAGAUCCAGGAGAUGUUUCCUCAGGUUCCUUAUCAUCUGGUCCUGCAGGAUCUGCAGCUAACACGCUCUGUGGAGGUCACCACUGAUAACAUCCUCGAGGGAAGGAUACAGGUGCCUUUCCCUGCACAGUCUGUGGAACGCACACCCAUCCAGGUGAACUCUGCUUUUGAAGAUGCUGCAGGUACCAGUAGCAGUUCAGAGGUUGCAGCCCCUGAGGCAGAAGACUUUGAGGUGAGGGGCAGCCGCUUUUCCAAGUCUGCAGAUGAGAGGCAGAGGAUGCUAAUGCAGCGGAAGGAGGAGCUGCUGCAAAGAGCUCGCAGACGUUUUCUGAACAAGAAACCUGAAGAAGAUGUUUUCUCUUUUGCUGACACUGAAAAUGAUGACACUUUGGCCUAUGCGGAGUACGAAGAUUUUGAUUCAGUGACCCUGCGGCGCAGGAGGCUGGCAGCCGCAGCCGAGAGACGUAUGCAGAGGCAGCCAGACCCGCCUCUGUGAGAUGACUCCACCCAUGUGCAUGUAUCAACACUGACCACCUCUAACCCCGCCCAUGGCUAAUUCAUUUAAGAGGGAUGAGUCUUUUCUUUUUCCAUUGUAGAGCCGAGCAAAAAUGCAUGACGUGUCUGUGAUACAUCCAUGCCGAUCAGAAAAAUUCUAAAGCUGCUAUCUCACACAAUUUUGGUCUGAACAACGCACAUUUGCGCAAUAAACAUGCACCUAUUGGAAUAAUGUAUUUUCCAUCAAAUUAAUAUUUGCCGUUGUUGCCACAGCAGUGAAAGAAGUUUCAAAUAAAAGGAAUGUGUCUUUUAUUCGCAGGUCUGCUGCACACAAAAUCAUUUGAAAAAUGUUUGCAUUUAAGGAAAUAAGAGCAUGGCUUGGACGGAUUGCCUUGAGUUUCGAUUUCUUUUCAAUGUUUCCAAUGUUGUGUUUAUUGAAUGCCUUUUGUUUGAAUUUUAGGGACUUCUUUUAUUUUUACUUUUUAACAAAAAUAUAUUGUUUAUUGCUAACUCAACUCAGAUAAGUCUAGAGCUUAUGCAGUGAAGAAUGCGCUAGAGUUGAUCUGUGAGUGAGUUUUAUUGAGUUUCUUCACUGGCCAGAUUUUGCGGCUGGCGAGUGUUUGAGUCAUCCUGCAAGUCGAUUCGAUUUCUUGUGUACUGAAAAACCGAUAAGAAUAUUGCAAAAUGAAUGUGCAAAAUUAAGCUAUCUAGUGUGCUCAUUAUACCAUCAUGGCUUUUAUUGAGUCUCUGAAAAUGGUUAAACAGGAAAGAGGUGUACAUCCUAGUGUGUCUGUUUUAAGUUGGCGUUGACUCACAAGUGAGUGAUUUAUAUAAUUUGGAUAAUUUGCAUUGUUGUUACAAUAACUCUCUCUGUUUACCUGUGCAUUGUACGUACUGUUUGUUUUAGUCACAUGAUCUUGUUUCUCUUGCCGUAGUGUUGUUGCCCAAACACUACCAUGGUUUAUAUUAAUGGUAUCUUCAGUUCAGUUCAACUGUCAUCUUAUUGUCUUGCUCUCUUAUUUUUUUUUGAGCAAAAGUCACUGGGCCUCAUUCUUGAAACUCAGUGAAUUAUUUUUCUUAACAUGUAAAUUAAGUUUUUACAAAAGAUUUGCACUGAAAUUCGUUCUGGUUGCGUUUCAUGAAAAGGACUAACGUGGGUUUAUUUGGGGGGGGGGGUCCAUUAGGUCAAUUUUGUAGCUUUUGGUUUUAAAGGUAUAUUCCAGGUUUAAUACAAGUUAAGUCCAAUCAACAGCAUUUGUGGCAUAAUGUUGAUUGGCACAAUAAUACUUUUCAACUUGUCCCUUUUCUUUAAAUAAAAAGCAAAAAUGUAGGUUACACUGUGGCAUUUACAAAGUCAAGUCAAGUGGUUUUUAUUGUCGUUUCAACCAUAUACAGUUAGUACAGUACACAGCAAAACGAGACAACGUUCCUCCAGGACCAUGGUGCUACAUAAAAACAACAAAGGACCAACAUAGGACCACAUGAGACAACACAACGAAAUAAAAUACCUAUAAAAUACCUA
Molecule: messenger RNA, 4144 nt
Organism: Xyrauchen texanus (razorback sucker)
Lineage: Eukaryota; Metazoa; Chordata; Actinopteri; Cypriniformes; Catostomidae
Gene: amfra
Product: autocrine motility factor receptor a
Exons: 13
Coding region: 755-2623 (622 amino acids)
Biological process (GO): protein K48-linked ubiquitination; endoplasmic reticulum unfolded protein response; ubiquitin-dependent protein catabolic process
Cellular component (GO): endoplasmic reticulum; ubiquitin ligase complex; cytosol
Molecular function (GO): ubiquitin protein ligase activity; ubiquitin binding
Source: RefSeq, a predicted model, not a curated record